Chara braunii is the source of this 1854-nucleotide messenger RNA. The record is from the annotation of a GenBank genome assembly. NCBI's taxonomy places the organism in Eukaryota, Viridiplantae, Streptophyta, Charophyceae, Charales, Characeae.
UGAUGCCAUUCGGCCUCACCAACGCACCCGCUACCUUCCUGAGGGCGAUGAACGACAUCUUCAGGGACUUCCUGGAGCAGUACGUUCUCGUCUAUCUCGACGAUAUCCUGGUCUAUAGUCGUACCCUUGAGGAGCACCUCAGACACCUUCGCGACGUCCUUGACCGCUUGCGUAGACAUGGCUUCUACACCAAGCUAAGCAAGUGCCGCUUUGCCCAGCACAAAGUGGAUUUCUUAGGACACUACGUGUCUGACCAGGGUCUCCACAUGGACGACGCGAAGAUCACUAUUAUUGCGGAGUGGCCCGCUCCCACAUCCGCCAAACAGCUUCGCAGCUUCCUAGGCCUGACCAGCUACUAUAGUAACUUCAUCCGGGGAUACGCUAGGUAUUCCUACAUCCUUACCUCCACCCUCCUCCGGAAGAACCCACCCUGGGUUUGGACACCCCUCCACGAGGACGCCUUCCGCGCCCUCAAGAAGGCGGUCACAUGCGCACUGGUUCUUCACCUACCCGAUUUUGACCGCCCUUUUAUCCUUACCACCGAUGCGUCAGACUUCGCUGUAGGAGCAGUGCUUUCUCAGGUCUCCCCCUCAUCUCCUGAUUCCUCUCAUCCUCGUUUCCCUCGCUUCCCACCACCUACCCCUACCACUGCUUCCCGACUGACGCCUACUCGUCCAGCUACUGACGAGCCUUCUAUUGACUAUUCUCCUACCAUUGCCGAGGACGGCACUGUCGAGUCUCGCUCAGGUGAUUGUCCGAUAACCUUCUACUCCCGUCAACUCCUGCCCGCCGAGAUAAACUACACUGCUGAUGAACGUGAGGUUCUCGCAGUCGUUUAUGAUGCUCGACACUGGCGUCACUACCUGCACGGGGCACCAUUCACGCUCCGCUUCUCCUCGUCUUACCAUCCUCAGACUGAUGGUCAGACCGAGAUCACGAACAGGACUCUCGGAGAUAUCCUCCGAAAGAUUGUUCGUGACGACCAGCAGUGGGAUCUCCAUCUUGCCCAGGCGGAGAUAGCCAACAACCACGGCGUCUCGCCAGCCACGGGGAUGUCGCCUUACUAUUGCGACCUCAGCUAUCACCUGCGUGUUCCCGCGGACUUCCUUCGACCGUCCCAGAUGCACCCCGACAGGAGUUGUCCCGCGCUGGAUGAUUGGGUUGCAUACAUGACGUCGAUUAUGAAGACCGCACAUGAGCACAUAACCGCUUCCCAGACUCGCAUGGCAGCACGUGCGAACCGAUCGAGGAUGGAUCACCCAUUCAAGGUUGGUGAUGAUGUGUUUAUCGACGCCCGCCACUUACAGCUCGAAGCGGAUACUCUUCGCAAGUUUCGGCGUCGAUUCUUUGGCCCAUGCCGCAUCCUCCAGGCCGUCGGUUCUGAUACGGCAUCUAGCCCAGUCAGCUUUCGUGUGCAGCUGCCCGACUACCUACGCCAGACUCGUGUGCAUGAUGUCUACCACGUCUCGUUACUGCGUCCUUACCGCAGACCGUCUGAGCGUUUCGCUGGACGACCAUACGAGCGCCCUCCACCCAUCAUGGUGGACGGCCACGAGGAGUUCCUCGUUUCAGACAUCAUUGGUCGCCGAGUCACCGACGACAACCCUCCCCACGUCGAGUAUCUCGUACGUUGGAAGGGUUACCCUGAUGAGGAGGCUACCUGGGAGCCCCUCGAGCACUUGGAGCACGCUCGCAUGUUGGUGCGUGCCUAUGACCGUGCUCGUCGUGCUGGGUUCACUGCUCCUCCUCAGCCUACUGACCCCCCUCCUUCUCCUCCGGCUGAGGAGACCGUUGAAGUUGAGCCUGCUCCAUCUGAGGCAGACCUUCAGUAGCAGCCGGAUGCUUCUGAGCGUC